This is a messenger RNA of Loa loa (African eye worm), 306 nucleotides long. RefSeq lists its product as hypothetical. The transcript is spliced from 3 exons. The record is from RefSeq and is a predicted model, not a curated record. Bases 1 to 306 code for a protein of 101 amino acids. Lineage: Eukaryota; Metazoa; Nematoda; Chromadorea; Rhabditida; Onchocercidae.
AUGGAUAACAGACAUGUAACUGUACACACACACACACGACAUACACAUACACACAUACAUAUACAUACACGCGGACAAAUGCCCGUAAACACGGACAGCUGUACACGUACACCACAUACACAUAUACACGCGCAGCCAUGCACACACACACAGAUACACACACGCACAUACACGAGAAAGAUGGCACCUUAUUAUUGCUGUGAUGAACAAUCUGUUUGCAUCGCAGGCACACACACAUACACAGACACACGCACACAGACACAUACACAGACAUACAAACAUACACGUAGACAUAUAAACACAUAA